AUGAUGAAACAAUUUCAUGGCAAAACAAGUCGAAAAAGAAUGAGCGAGUAGAUCGACGCGGCCGCGCCGAGAAACGGCGCGAACGUUCUAGAAAGCGGGUCGCUGGGAGUAUAAAAGAUGGGAGCGGAGCUUUAAAUCUCGCAGAUUUCGCAAAUAGUACUUACUAUCGUCAAUCUCCCCACAUCAAGCUACACUGGUGAGUGAAUUUUACGUAACUUCAUGCCGUUAGGUUUAAAAUAUCAAAUAAAACCUGGUUACAAAACUUUUUCUCACUUCAAUGAAAAAAAUUGACGUCGAAUUUCUUUGAAUUAUUUUAAUUACGUCUUUGAUCUGAGUAGAUCUUUAAUAGGAAGCUUUUUUUGAUAAACAGAAAUGUGUGAAAAUUUCAAAAAAACCAUUUUUUUCAUAAAUUAAACUUUGGUACUUCAAACGCUUUCUCUUUCAUUUAGAAAUGGUCCAUUACACCUUCCAAAAGUUUAGUUAUACCCAUAAAUCCCCUUGAAUAUACUAUUUCAUGAAGAAGGAAAAAAAAGCCGAGUACUGAAAUCGUUCCUUUCAAAUAUGAAUGCACUACGCCUUGAGAUAUACUUUUAGGGCCCUUUCAAAAGCUGUCAAGUGAGACCUAGCCCUAAAUUCAUAUAUUUCACAUAUUGUUUCGAAACCACUAUUAUCGCGAUGAUAUAUCAAAUUUCUGAAAUUAUUUGAAAAGAAAAAUGGCGCCAUCGCAAGAUUUUCGAAUUCUGGAAAUUUUCACCAAGGGUAAGUGUGCUCCGGCGUACACAUUCUAGAACGUGCUGGCCACGCCCAUUCGGUCAGCCGGCCAAUCGGAGCUGCCACUCCGCCCUCCUUCGAGAACAUUUCAGUUUGAAUUCUGCCAUUAGAUUUUCAGUCAAAAAUUUGAGAAUGUCUCUAUUGAAGGUCUAUCGUUGCUUUUUGAGGCGAUUUUUUUGUUUUCUUUGAUAAAGCAGUAUUUUUUCAACUAGUUAACGGGAUAAUCAUGCUUUUUGAGCUAGGGAAGAAAAUAAAGUCCAAAAAACAAAACUUACACCUAAAAGAUUUUUUUUCAAGUGCUGUUCUCACUUUCUUCUUUUACUCGUGUUUAGAUUGGUUGUAAAUCUCCAAAAUUGUUUUAUAUUUUAGACAAUGUCCGAACAAUCGGGUGAAACGUUCGCCUUCCAAGCCGAGAUCGCUCAGUUGAUGAGCUUGAUCAUCAAUACAUUCUACAGCAACAAGGAAAUCUUUCUCCGUGAAUUGAUCUCCAACUCUUCGGAUGCAUUGGAUAAGAUCCGCUAUCAGGUAUGUAGCUGUUUUCUUUACCAUUUUUUUUCACGUUUAUUAAAUAAAAAUGGCAGAGGGAAUGAUACUAUAUUUCAGGCUCUUACCGAGCCCUCUGAGCUCGACUCCGGCAAGGAGCUCUUCAUCAAGAUCACGCCGAACAAGGCCGAGAAGACUCUCACCAUCAUGGAUACCGGAAUCGGUAUGACCAAGGCUGAUUUGGUCAACAACCUCGGUACCAUUGCCAAGUCCGGAACCAAGGCUUUCAUGGAGGCCCUUCAGGUAACAAAGUUUUGCUUGAUGAAUGUUAAAUCGUAAAUUGAAGGCUGGAGCCGAUAUUUCCAUGAUCGGACAGUUCGGAGUCGGUUUCUACUCUGCUUUCCUCGUUGCCGACCGUGUUGUCGUCACGUCCAAGAACAACGAUGAUGACAGUUAUCAGUGGGAAUCCUCCGCUGGUGGUUCUUUCAUCGUGCGGUAUGUGUAGUCUUUUUUAAAACUCUUUAUCAUUAUUUUCUUUUUCAGCAACUACACUGACCCCGAAUUGACUCGUGGUACCAAGAUCGUCAUGCACGUCAAGGAGGACCAGGUCGAGUUCCUGGAGGAGCGCCGCAUCAAGGAUAUCGUCAAGAAACACUCUCAGUUCAUUGGCUAUCCUAUCAAGCUGGUCGUUGAGAAGGAACGCGAGAAGGAAGUCUCGGAUGACGAGGCUGAGGAGGAGGAGAAGAAGGAAGAGGUUUGAUUUUUAUUUUUGGGGGGGUUUUUUUUUUAAUUUGUUAGAAAGUAUAUUUUGUCUGAUUUAGAAGAAGGAAGGAGAAGUCGAAAACGUCGGAGAGGACGCUGAUGCUGAAAAGACCGACAAGAAGAAGACCAAAAAAAUCAAGGAGAAGUACCAGGAAGACGAGGAGCUCAACAAGACCAAGCCCAUCUGGACGCGUAACCCUGAUGACAUCUCCAACGAAGAGUACGCCGAGUUUUACAAGGUAUUUUUUUCAUAUAAAUAUCUCUUUUAAGUGAGAAUUAUUGCAGAGCUUGUCCAAUGACUGGGAAGACCACCUUGCUGUCAAGCACUUCUCGGUUGAAGGACAACUUGAGUUCCGCGCUCUUCUCUUCGUGCCCCAGCGUGCUCCUUUCGAUCUUUUCGAGAACAAGAAGAGCAAGAACUCCAUCAAGCUUUAUGUACGUCGUGUCUUCAUCAUGGAGAACUGCGAAGAACUCAUGCCCGAGUACCUCAACUUCGUCCGCGGAGUCGUCGACUCUGAAGACCUUCCGCUCAACAUUUCUCGCGAAAUGCUGCAGCAGAGCAAGAUCUUGAAGGUCAUCCGAAAGAACCUUGUCAAGAAGUGCAUGGAGCUUUUCGACGAAAUUGCUGAGGACAAGGACAACUUCAAGAAGUUUUACGAGCAGUUCGGAAAGAACGUCAAGCUCGGAAUUCACGAAGACUCCACCAACCGCAAGAAGCUCUCUGAGUUCCUCCGCUACCACACGUCUGCUUCUGAGGAGACCACCUCUCUCAAGGACUACGUCAGCCGCAUGAAGGAGAACCAGACGCAGAUCUACUACAUCACCGGAGAGUCCAAGGACAGCGUUGCCAACUCUGCUUUCGUCGAGCGCGUCCGCAGCCGUGGCUUCGAGGUCCUCUACAUGACUGACCCCAUCGAUGAGUACUGCGUCCAGCAGCUCAAGGAGUACGACGGCAAGAAGCUCGUCUCUGUCACCAAGGAGGGCCUUGAGCUCCCGGAGAGCGAGGAUGAGAAGAAAAAGUUCGAAGAGGACAAGGUAAAAUAUAUUAAUUUUUCUUAUUCUUAAAUUUUCCUUUUUUUCAGGUCAAGUUCGAGAACUUGUGCAAGGUCAUCAAGGACAUCUUGGAGAAGAAGAUCGAAAAGGUCGCCGUUUCCAACCGCCUUGUCUCCUCCCCUUGCUGCAUUGUCACUUCUGAAUACGGAUGGUCCGCUAACAUGGAGCGCAUCAUGAAGGCUCAGGCUCUUCGUGACUCAUCCACCAUGGGAUACAUGGCCGCCAAGAAGCACCUCGAGAUCAACCCUGACCAUGCUAUCAUGAAGUGAGAUUUUUUAAUUUUUUUUUUUUACAUUUUUCUGAUUUCGAACAUCAGGACCCUCCGUGAUCGCGUUGAAGCCGACAAGAACGACAAGACCGUCAAGGACUUGGUUGUUCUCCUCUUCGAAACCGCUCUCCUUUCAUCUGGAUUCACUCUUGAAGAGCCUCAGUCACACGCUUCCCGAAUCUACAGGUGAAAGCUGUUGAAUGAAAACUAUACAAUACUCUUAUUCUUUCAGAAUGAUCAAGCUUGGCCUGGAUAUCGGAGAUGACGAGGAGGAGCCAACCACCCAAACGUCUUGCGCUGCCGAAGCUAAGAUUGAAGGCGCCGAGGAAGAUGCAUCCCGAAUGGAAGAAGUCGACUAA
Molecule: messenger RNA, 3696 nt
Organism: Caenorhabditis auriculariae
Lineage: Eukaryota; Metazoa; Nematoda; Chromadorea; Rhabditida; Rhabditidae
Source: the annotation of a GenBank genome assembly